GUACUGGAACUUUGGCUGAUUAAAAAGAGGAAUACGGAUAAAAAGCGACGCGUCAUUUAAUAAUUAUAAAAGUAAAAAGUAAUGUAGUAAUGCGCCCGCAUAAUCUGGAUGCAAUAACAUACGAACAGAUAGCGGUUCAUUGGAAUAAACAGAUCCGCGCCGAAUGCCCAUUUUGCAGAUAGGCUCCGCCUUCCUACCUGUAAAUCUCCAUGGCUAUCUUUUGAGCAGAUCUGACAGCCUCUAUCAGCUGGCCGCUGUGGACGGGCAGACGGGACUGAACAGGAGCGCGCGACAUUGACCAAAAUAACAGUUAUCGUUCCGGGGAAUAAAAACAAAGCGCCUUAUUUCCACCCGAUGUGUCAAGAAAGCGGCGAACGCCCGAUAGCGCGAGAGGUCUUCGCAGCUGAAAACCCUUUAGGUUAUCGACAAGGUGGAGUUCGUGAGAGAUAAAUCGAUUGCCGUUGCCUGACUGUGUGUCUCCCAGAUGGAAGAAAGCUAGCUCGCCCAGUGGCUUCGGUUUAGUGUCUUUUGUCAACAUUCAAACGCGACAGCAGCAGCCGCGGCUGCGAAAUGAAGAGAUCUCACAAAUGGAAUUGUACCUGAAGGUUUUGAAAAUGCCUGAUUUGACCUAAAAUUAAUUCCUACGGGCGUCGUUGUAGUGCGAGUUUUAAUGCGUUUUGCUGUGGGCAACAGACUAGCUGUUCGGGCUUUGAAGUCAACCUCGCCAGUGCGUCACAGAUUUUUUAGAAGCGAUCGAUCCGUAUCGAAGAAAACGGGUUAAAUAUUAUUGAAGGGAGGAUAUUUGAAGCAAUAUGGCUGAUGCGUGGGGUAGGCGGCGCUGGCCGGAGCUCGCCGAAGCCUCUGGAUUCUAGCUAAGGCAAAUGGAAACAUUUCAAAAGCUAUCGGCAGCAGUAUAAUGAAUAGUAAUAUCAAUAAUAACAGAAAUCCGGAGCCGUCGUCUAUAUUUAUAUCUAAGAUGGACGUGAUCAUCCCGUUCUCGCCCGACGUGCCCUGUGACAGCAGUGGCCAGCGCAUGUGGUGGGCAUUUCUGGCCUCGUCCAUGGUCACUUUCUUCGGGGGUCUUUUCAUUAUUCUUCUCUGGAGAACUCUCAAAUACCUGUGGACUGUGUGCUGCCACUGCAACAUCAAAAGCAAGGAAGCACAUAAGGUGAGCCACCCAGGAGGUAAUAAGGCAGAUGGGACGGCUAAGGGCUCGGAGGAGAAGCCCCCGGAGGCGGCCAGCGAGGUGGGCUGGAUGACGUCGGUGAAGGACUGGGCCGGGGUCAUGAUAUCCGCGCAGACGCUGACGGGCCGUGUCCUGGUGGUACUAGUCUUUGCUCUCAGCAUCGGAGCUCUUGUAAUAUACUUCAUAGACUCUUCUGACCCCAUUGAAUCCUGUCAGAAUUUCUACAAAGAUUUCACAUUACAGAUUGACAUGGCUUUCAACGUCUUCUUCUUGUUGUACUUUGGUCUGCGGUUCAUCGCAGCCAAUGAUAAGCUGUGGUUCUGGUUGGAGGUAAACUCCGUGGUGGACUUCUUCACGGUCCCCCCGGUGUUUGUUUCUGUGUAUUUAAACAGAAGCUGGCUCGGUUUAAGGUUUCUAAGGGCCUUAAGACUGAUACAGUUCUCAGAAAUUUUACAGUUUUUGAAUAUCUUAAAAACAAGCAACUCCAUCAAGCUGGUGAACCUGUGUUCCAUCUUCAUCAGCACAUGGCUUACGGCAGCGGGCUUCAUUCAUUUGGUGGAAAACUCAGGGGACCCUUGGGAAAACUUCCAGAAUUCCCAAGCCCUUUCCUACUGGGAGUGUGUGUACUUGCUCAUGGUCACCAUGUCCACUGUGGGAUACGGAGACGUUUAUGCAAAAACCACCCUGGGGCGCCUUUUCAUGGUCUUCUUCAUCCUCGGCGGUUUGGCCAUGUUUGCCAGCUACGUCCCUGAAAUCAUAGAGUUAAUAGGAAACCGCAAGAAAUACGGCGGUUCCUAUAGCGCGGUAAACGGACGAAAGCACAUUGUGGUCUGUGGUCAUAUAACACUCGAAAGUGUAUCCAACUUCCUGAAAGACUUCCUACACAAGGACAGGGAUGAUGUCAAUGUAGAAAUUGUUUUUCUCCAUAAUAUUUCCCCUAAUCUUGAGCUGGAAGCCUUAUUCAAGCGCCACUUCACUCAGGUGGAGUUUUACCAGGGGUCUGUCCUGAAUCCUCACGACCUGGCCAGAGUGAAGAUAGAGUCGGCCGACGCCUGCCUGAUCCUGGCCAAUAAGUACUGUGCAGACCCCGAUGCCGAGGACGCGUCCAACAUCAUGAGAGUAAUCUCCAUCAAGAAUUACCAUCCAAAGAUACGAAUCAUCACGCAGAUGCUGCAGUAUCAUAACAAGGCCCAUCUGCUGAACAUUCCGAGCUGGAACUGGAAGGAGGGGGACGAUGCCAUCUGCCUGGCCGAGCUGAAGCUGGGCUUCAUUGCCCAGAGCUGCCUGGCCCAGGGCCUCUCCACCAUGCUGGCCAACCUCUUCUCCAUGAGGUCCUACAUCAAGAUUGAAGAGGACACGUGGCAGAAGUACUACCUGGAAGGAGUAUCCAAUGAAAUGUACACAGAAUACCUGUCCAGUGCUUUUGUGGGUCUUUCAUUUCCUAUGGUUUGUGAACUGUGCUAUGUGAAGCUCAAGCUCUUGCUGAUUGCCAUCGAGUACAAGUCAGAUCAGAGAGAGAGCAGCACCCUCAUCAACCCUGGAAACCACGUCAAGAUGCAGGAGGGAACUCUGGGAUUCUUUAUCGCCAGUGAUGCCAAAGAAGUCAAGAGGGCGUUUUUUUACUGCAAAGCUUGUCACGAUGACAUCACAGACCCCAAACGGAUUAAAAAAUGUGGCUGCAAACGGUCCAAGAUGUCCAUCUACAAAAGAAUGAGGCUGGCAUGUUGUUUUGAUUGCGGCCGUUGCGAUCGAGACUGCGCGUGCAUGUCAGGCAGUGUACAUAGUAACGUGGACACCCCCCCGAGAGCCUACCCGCUUUCCUCUGUCUCUGUAAAUGACUACUCAGCCAGUUUACGUGCCUUCGAGGAAGAGCAUCCAUCUGCGCUCUCGCCCAAAAAAAAGCAACGCAACGGUGGCAUGAGGAACUCCCCCAACUGCUCGCCCAAAAUGAUGCGGCACGACCCCUUGCUCAUUCCAGGAAACGAGCAAAUCGAAAACAUGGACGUGAACGUGAAGAAGUACGACUCCACAGGGAUGUUCCACUGGUGUCCCUCCAAAGACAUCGAGAAGGUUAUCCUGACGAGGAGCGAGGCGGCCAUGACGGUUCUGAGCGGCCACGUGGUGGUCUGCAUAUUCGGGGACGUGAAGGCGGCGCUGGUGGGCCUGCGGAACCUGGUGAUGCCCUUGAGGGCGAGCAACUUCCACUACCACGAGCUGAAGCCCAUCGUGUUCGUGGGCUCCCUGGAGUACCUGAAGAGGGAGUGGGAAACGCUCCACAACUUCCCCAAGGUGUCCAUCUUACCUGGUACGCCAUUAAGCCGGGCUGAUUUGAGGGCUGUCAACAUCAACCUCUGCGACAUGUGCGUUAUCCUGUCAGCCAAUCAGAACAAUAUCGACGAUGCCUCACUGCAGGACAAGGAAUGCAUCCUGGCAUCACUCAACAUCAAGUCUAUGCAGUUUGAUGACAGCAUCGGGGUCUUGCAGGCUAAUUCCCAAGGCUUCACUCCUCCUGGGAUGGACAGGUCGUCCCCGGACAACAGUCCGGUUCACGGGCUGGUGAGACAGGCUUCCAUUACGACUGGAGCGAACAUCCCCAUAAUAACUGAGCUAGCCAAACCCGGCAAACAGCCUGUGGUUUCAUUCAGUCAGGACAAAAACGUUGGAACCAACAUUCAAAUGAUAACCGAACUGGUGAACGACUCCAACGUUCAGUUCCUGGACCAAGACGAUGACGACGACCCGGACACGGAGCUGUACCUCACUCAGCCCUUCGCCUGCGGGACGGCGUUCGCCGUCAGCGUGCUGGACUCCUUAAUGAGCGCGACGUACUUCAACGACAACAUCCUGACUCUGAUCCGGACGCUGGUUACCGGGGGGGCCACCCCGGAGCUGGAGGGGCUGCUGGCGGAGGAGAACGCGCUGCGGGGGGGCUACAGCACCCCCCAGACGCUGGCCAAUCGGGACCGGUGUCGCGUGGCGCAGCUGGCGCUCUACGACGGGCCCUUUGCUGAUUUGGGGGAUGGUGGCUGCUACGGUGACCUGUUUUGUAAAGCAUUAAAAACGUAUAACAUGCUGUGCUUUGGGAUUUACCGGUUACGAGACGCCCAUCUCGGCCCGAGCCAGUGCAUGAAGCGGUAUGUCAUAACGAAUCCGCCCUAUGAGUUCGAGCUGGUGCCCACGGACCUGAUCUUCUGCCUGAUGCAGUUCGACCACAACGCCGGCCAAUCACGGACCAGCCUGUCCCAGUCCUCACACUCCUCCCAUUCCUCCAGUAAAAAGAGCUCGUCCGUCCACUCUGUCCCCGCCGCCCCCAGGGCCAACCGCAGCCGGGCUCGCGAGCCCAGGGACAAGCAGAAUGCAACAAGGAUGAAUAGAAUGGGCCCAGAAAAGAAAUGGUUUACAGAUGAGCCAGAAAAUGCCUGCCCAAGGAACAUUCAGAUCAAGCCCAUGGGCACUCACGUGGCCAAUCAAGUCAAUCAAUACAAAUCCACAAGCAACCUGAUUCCACCAAUCAGAGAAGUCGAAGACGAAUGCUGAAUGGCAGGCAUGACACUGUCGCUGAAGGAUGAGGAAGUGACGGUGUUCGCACUGCGUCGUUCCUUCGCUUACUCGAACCACAGACCAAGGAUCAAGGAUUACCCUGCGAUCAGGGACGUAGAACGGAGCCGACCUGCCUGUACACAUUUAAUAUGUUACCUCCAUACAUUGGACAGACAUUACUUUAUAAAUUAUAUAUAUAUAAUUAUAUAUUAUAUAAUUGUAUAUAUAAUUAUAUAUAUAGACAAUCAAAUAAGAAUUGUACAGCCCAUAGCACUUUUAAAUUAUUUUAAUUUAAUAAUUUAAUUAUUUGAGGGGAAAAAAAUUGCUUCCUGUGAUUUUUUUCUUUGCAAUACUGCACCGUGUAUGUGACCCGACUCCAUAAUGGCCUGUUUUCGGAGAAUGAGGGUCACUCCAGCGAGCGUUAGCUGAGACAGCUUCCGAAGAAUGUUAAAAUCCAACCGUAACGAAUGGAAACGUUUUCUUAUGCAUAUCCCAUUUCUACUUCUUUUACCUAUUUGCACUAAGGAAGUUGUUUUUGACUAAGAGUUACCCCCCCCCCCCGCCCCCAGCAUUUCAUUUCCAGUUGUUGGAUGCGUCUGUGUUCUUUUGUUCUGUCACUGUUUGUCCAGCUUCGAGCUUCCUUUUGUUGUCGAACCACAGCUUAUCAAAACCCCAGAUUCCCCCCGCAACUCCAACACACAUGCAUUACAGUAUCAUGGAUUAAUCUGACUUCAUUCAGUCAUUAACAAUGUCCUUAAAACUGCUAAAAAAAGAAGCUAAUAUGCAUUGUUUGGAUUUGAAUCCAGUGAAGUCUGUACACAUCUGUUGAAGUUAUAAUAAGUGAAAAUGGCUGAUGAUAAUGUCUUGUCGAGCAGAUAUAAUCUAGUCUUCUGUAUACUUCUGUGUCUUGGAGCCUUACUCGUACUGGACCUUGGGUGUGGUUUCUCAGUGUAACCCGCACACAAAUCGAAGCAGAGUGUGAUAUUUAUAUUGUCCAAGAAGACCGCUUCUGACCAGGUUUUUGAAGCUAUUUUUCCGCACCGUAUAAAUUGCCAGUACAUCUCGGAUCGAUGCUCUAAUAUCCCUUCGGCAUCUCGCCUCUGUCAAAGCCCCUCCUUGAAAAUGGUUUGCAGACUUCAGCUGUUUACAACUUCCAGCAAUCUCUUUGCAUAAACAUCUAUCCGAGCUGACUAUGGCCAUUCUUCAGUGGUGGCCUUUUAGUGGGAAAACUAACGGAACACCAUCCACCUUAAACACACACAUUGUUCCUGCCUGUGGCCCAAAUAUGACUGAGCUGUUCUAAUUGGGGAAUAUUCAGGGAUACAGUGACUUAAUGCGAAGCAGCUAUAAAAUUGGUUUCAUAUGAUUGCAUUGCAUGUAAAAAAAAAAAAAAAAAAGUAGUUAUUAAAAAUGAGGAAUGCGAGAUUGCGGUUUGUUGCAGUGUAGAAGUGCAGAAAUGUUUGGAUGCCACGUAUUGCGUGAAGUGGGCAUCUCUUGUUCUCCUUUGGCUGCUGCCCCAGACUGGCACAGGGCUGGCAUGGAGGCUGAUUAGUGCUUGGAUGUUCUCCAUGACCAGUUUCUGAUGCCACCCCCCCCCCCCCCCCCCCCCCGAGGAAUGUUGGGAAAAGAGAGACACGGUGACAGGUUUUUCCAAAACAGCUCAGUCAUACGGCACAUGGGGAGCGUCUGCAGCAUAGCGUCACAUUGGAGUCGUUCUGGCGCAGGCCGUGUGCAGGCAAUCUGAGGGAUCAGUUCAAAACUCACAGCAGCGCAAGCUUUUAGUGCUAGAGGGCCGUCUUUGACAUUGAACUGAAUUCUAACUUUGUUAGAUGGGAACUUAGUUUCUAGCAAAAUGCACGCACAUAUGCACACACACACUUGUUUUAUAUUCAUAUGAGCAUGAAUUCCAUUUUGUACGUAUUUUUUAAAUACAUUUUAGGAAGACUUUUUGAAUUUACAGGCUAAAAAAAAUACGUUUCACCAUAUACAUGCUAUAACUGUUUAGAGUGAUCUGAGUCUAGCUUUUAACAGAUCGAUAUAACACCAGUCUCCAUCGCCAUGCUUUUUUUUUGCUUUUCCCUGAGCUACGUAAACACACAUACACAGUGAUAAAAACACGUAAAUAUUAAACACCCACGUAUAUGCAGGCUUGUAUCAGUUCGCAGGCUCUGUUGAGGAAAACCAGUUCAAUAUCAUACGGUUUAUACCUUGCAGAUAUUACUGGCUGCUUCCGAUUGUUUUGGCAGUGAUAUGAAUUUAAAAAUAUGCUUAGUGAUGCCCAUUUCCUCUAUUGGCAGAAACAGAAAUUAAAAGGAAUUAUGAGUGAUAAAGAAUAAUUUGGCAUGCAUACAAUUUAAAAUUCAGCAUUAAAGGAACAUAAUCCAAACAAAAAAACAUUUAGAGAAAUGCAGUUAUUUUUUGCCCUUUAGAUUGCUCAGAGCUACCGCUUAUGUGUCACAUUUUCCAUUAAUGAUAUUUGAACUACAGCAGGUUUUACGUAAGAAACUGUUCUGCAGAUCGCGCCACAGAAAUGGCAUUUGAGAAUUCCCGGGUCAGGAGCAGGUAGAUAACUGUAAAUCAGUUUACUGCAAAAUGCUGCAGUCCGUGGAAAACGGUAAUACUUGGCGGCAACAUCUGCUGUGUACAUUCUGUCCGUUAUAGAAUACAUUUUUAAAUCAAAACAAACUCAGCCUUCGUGACGGUCUACUGCGUGUGGUCAUCUUCAAGCUGCAGCCACAUACAGUAGACUGCACACUGGAGUGAACUUUUUAAUUGUGAUUACAUGUUGUUACAAUUUGUAGCAAGUAGACUUUAAAAAAAAAUGUGAAUAUAACGUAUGUAUAAUUGGAUAGUCGAUGAUGCACUUGCUAGCCUGAAAAUUGACCAUUUAAAAAUUGCAUUUGCAUUAAAUUGGAAAAUGAAAGUUAAUUGUGUAAUAUGAAAUGAGAUUAUUCCAUUGUACUGUACUUCAUUGUUCCUUUUCCUGUAAUGAAAUCCAGUUGUCAAAUUGUUGUGCAAAACAUAACCAUGUCUGUGUAGCUUCUCAAAUGUUUCAUUUCACAAGAGGAAAUCAGUCUACUAUGUGGAUUAUGUGCAAAUGCUCAAAUUAUUACAUUCCAUACUGUACACUUAAUUACAUGUUACUUUAACCCAUUGCUGGCCUGUCUGAAGCUCUUGUUAUCUGUUUAUUACAUUUAUGUUAAAGGAUCUGUGCAUUUGAUCACUUUCUUUAAAUUUAAAAAAAAAAUUUAGUUUCCCACUCUAGUGUUCAGACACUGAAACACUACAAACGUGCAGAUGUAUGUGCACAUAACAUUUUAUGAGAAUAUAUUUCAUUUAGAUAUAUAUUUUUAAUAACCAAAGAUAACUUAUUUCCUAAAUUCAACCACUUUUACUCACAUAUCAGUUCAUUUCAUUUGAUGUUGCGGGAAAACCACUGUUGUGUGCUGUACGUCUGAUUGGUCUGCUGUCCUUUCGAACGUGGGGUAUGUUGCCAAUCAGUGUUACUUAUCGGAAACACCACCUUGUAUGUUUUUCUGUGUGUCAUUCAGUCAUUGGUAAUGUACUGUCGACAGGAAGUCGGGGGCAUCAGGGUGUGGCGUGUGGCACAGAGAACAUCCAAGCCUUUAAAGCCUCUUUGCCAACACAGUGCCAGGCAGCGGGCAGUAGGCCAAGGGAGAACUCCUCAAGACCCACUCCAGCGAGAAGUGGCAUCAGCGGUGUGUAUUAUAGCUGCUUAUAGAUCCAUUUGAGAUUAAAUAUGCAAUGCAUCACAUGGAAAAAUACAUAUUUAUGGCUGCUGGAUACACUGUAUGA
Anguilla rostrata (American eel) is the source of this 8542-nucleotide messenger RNA. Its product is annotated as calcium-activated potassium channel subunit alpha-1a. Gene Ontology annotation, cellular component: postsynaptic membrane. The coding region runs from base 917 to 4723 and encodes 1268 amino acids. Gene Ontology annotation, molecular function: large conductance calcium-activated potassium channel activity. The record is from RefSeq and is a predicted model, not a curated record. The transcript has 31 exons. Gene Ontology annotation, biological process: potassium ion transmembrane transport. NCBI's taxonomy places the organism in Eukaryota, Metazoa, Chordata, Actinopteri, Anguilliformes, Anguillidae.